AGGCCGGGGCUGGGCAGUAAGAGGCGGGGCCUAGGACCUCUUGGCCAAUAGAAACGGAGAAAAGGGAACCAAUGAAAAAAGGGUCCAGGCGGUCAACUUGCCCCACAGUCACGUCUACUCCUGUGAUGACAGCAUCAGCAGUCAAUAGAAAGAGCUGAAGAAUUCUUCGACUUCCUGAGAGGGUAGGAAGGAAUGACAGCUAGAGCGAGGCGGGCUGAACCUGCGCUUCACUGAUCAGCCAAUGACGGUCUUUCUUACUUUGCAGAAGGGCAGGAAGAUAGAUGGCACUCUCAGCAAAUGGUAGCUUCGAGGGGCAGGGAUGCUGCCAGCAGGCGGUGCCAGAGCAAGAAUAGUCAGUGACAACCCGAGACAAGCGCGAGAGGAGCUGGAGCCUCUGCCUUGCCCCCAGGAGAUCUGAGACAUGGCACCCAAGAAGGCCAAGAGAAGGGCAGCAGCAGAAGGAGGGAGCUCCAAUGUCUUCUCCAUGUUUGACCAGACUCAGAUCCAGGAGUUCAAGGAGGCUUUUACGGUAAUCGACCAGAACCGGGAUGGCAUUAUUGACAAGGAGGAUCUCCGGGACACCUUCGCAGCCAUGGGCCGUCUCAAUGUGAAGAAUGAGGAACUCGAUGCCAUGAUGAAGGAAGCCAGUGGACCCAUCAACUUCACUGUCUUCCUGACCAUGUUUGGGGAAAAGCUUAAGGGUGCGGACCCUGAGGAUGUGAUCACUGGAGCCUUCAAGGUCCUGGACCCAGAGGGGAAGGGCACCAUCAAGAAGCAGUUCCUGGAGGAGCUGCUUACCACACAGUGUGACAGAUUUUCCCAGGAGGAGAUCAAGAACAUGUGGGCAGCCUUCCCUCCAGAUGUGGGCGGCAACGUAGACUACAAGAACAUCUGCUAUGUCAUCACACACGGUGACGCUAAGGACCAGGAAUAGGGGACCCGAGGUCUCAGAAGACCUAGAUAGGCAUCUAGCCUCCCCAGCUCUCACCCGACCCCCAAUAAAACUCAACUGGUCUUUGUUUCU
Onychomys torridus (southern grasshopper mouse) is the source of this 1024-nucleotide messenger RNA. RefSeq names its product myosin light chain, phosphorylatable, fast skeletal muscle (gene Myl11). Gene Ontology annotation, biological process: skeletal muscle tissue development. Gene Ontology annotation, molecular function: calcium ion binding. NCBI's taxonomy places the organism in Eukaryota, Metazoa, Chordata, Mammalia, Rodentia, Cricetidae. The coding region runs from base 422 to 934 and encodes 170 amino acids. The record is from RefSeq and is a predicted model, not a curated record. Gene Ontology annotation, cellular component: cytoplasm. The transcript is spliced from 8 exons.